This is a messenger RNA of Alligator sinensis (Chinese alligator), 1953 nucleotides long. It is a transcript of the gene GASK1A, whose product is annotated as family with sequence similarity 198 member A. Gene Ontology annotation, cellular component: Golgi apparatus. NCBI's taxonomy places the organism in Eukaryota, Metazoa, Chordata, Crocodylia, Alligatoridae. The record is from RefSeq and is a predicted model, not a curated record. The transcript has 5 exons. Bases 46 to 1953 code for a protein of 635 amino acids.
ACAGCUGAGAGAGAAGAGGAGCCCCUCAACCUGCAUUGCAAAGCCAUGGCUUGGAGAUCAUGGCGAAGGAUGAAGUUGAAAAAGCCACCACUGGCUGGAUUCUGCUUCUUGCUUGCCUUGUCUGUGGUGGCAUUUACUAGUUUUCCUCCAUGGUGUCCAAACAGCUAUGUAGAGCCUGGUUUCCAAUACUUGGCACUAGCUGAACCACACAGAAAAGUUAUCCAGCCCAGGCGUCUGUGGAUGAAUACCACUGACUCCGUUGUUUGGCAGCCAAGGGGUUUUGGCCAUAGAAAAGGGGACCAAACUCCCCAUGGCACCAAUCAGAGAAGGCAAGCCUCACAUAAACCCAGGCUGGCUUACAAGCAAAAGAACAAGCCAGGUGACCAGCUCACACAAAACCACAAGCAGUUGAAAGAGAAGAGAAAGCACAAUAGGCAGAUGAGAAAACGUAACAUUAUGAAGAAAAGCGCUGAAGAAAGCAGUAAGCUAUGGUAUGAAAGCAUUCCCCUCAGGACCAACACUGAAAAGAAAAGGGAGCUUAAUGAUAAUUUCCAUGCACUUGAAAGGGAGAAAGUUGUUAUGGGACCAUCAAGGAAGGGGGCCCCCUUCUCUUCUUUUUCAGUCAGCAAUAAAAGACAUGUAUGGUCUGGAAGUCCUGGGUUUGUUACACUUCUAAAGAACUCUACUGUAGGCCAAGUGGGGCCACAGGACCAGAACAAAGCAGGAGCACAUUCACCUGGGGCUGGGCAGCAGCAUUCAGAAUUGGUGAAAGCUUUUCUCUCAGAAGCAGGUAACAGGCUUCCCUUCAAAAACACAACUGGUGCUAAGAGAUGGGCAGACAGUCUCUCACAACAUCCUGGAGAACAGGGAGGUCACUUUUGGAUGGACAUGGCAGAGAGGUUACAAACCUCUGAGUGGUGUAUGAAGAUGCCAGAGGCUGCCUUUCCUGCUCAAAGAAAAGGUGGCCUGAGGUUUGGUGGGAAGAAACCACCGUGGCUUACAGAGGACGAUGUGCAGAAGAUGAAACUUUUGGCAAACAGUGAGGUGGUGUCCAAAACCAGAAUUCCUGCCCAUGGGCAAAUACUCAGAGUUAGCCUUUCAGCUGGCCAGGACACAGUCUCCUCUGACCUGAAAAGACCUUGCUUGGACGGGUUCUGUGGAUUAAUAAAACGGCCCAGUGACCUCUAUGAGGUUCUAGCCUUCCAUUUGGACAGAGUAUUGGGGUUGAACAGGAGUCUGCCUGCAGUGGCCCGUAAAUUCAAGAGCCAUCUGCUUCCCUACAAAUACACCAACGGUGAAGCGAGACCCAUUAUAUGGUGGGCACCAGAUAUCCAGCACCUUGAUGAUGUCAACAAUGACCAGAACUCCUUUGCACUAGGGUGGCUUCAGUACCAGGAUCUACUGCAGCUGCGGUGCGGCAUGGUAGAUUCCACUGCACCUCUUGGAAGAGCUCCUUGCUUGAGCAUCCAGCACACAGAAUGGACCAAAUUGGCACUCUUUGAUUUUCUUCUACAGGUUCAUGACCGCCUGGAUCGUUACUGCUGUGGAUUCCAACCAGACCCUUCCGAGCCUUGUGUGGAGGAAAUGCUCCAUGACAAAUGUAGAAACCCUAGAGAACUUGUCUUGGUCCAUAUCCUGAUCCGGAGGACUGAGCCUUCCCAGCUAGUGUUCAUCGACAAUGCGGGCAGACUCCUCCAUCCUGAAGCCAAGCUCAACUUCAGGCUGUUGGAAGGCAUAGACAGCUUUCCGCAGACAGCUGUGACCAUGCUCCAGUCAGGAUGUUUACAGAACAUGCUUCUUAAGUCACUGUACAUGGAUCAAGAGUUCUGGGAAAGCCAGGGUGGCUUUGAGGGACUUAGACACCUGCUUGAAACCAUUGACAGACGAGGACAGAUUUUACUGCAGUACAUUCAAGACCACAAUUUGACAGUCGUUAAGGACUUGUUACUUUAA